Messenger RNA from Rhopilema esculentum, 1072 nucleotides. Its product is annotated as tRNA methyltransferase 10 homolog B. Gene Ontology annotation, molecular function: tRNA binding. Gene Ontology annotation, cellular component: nucleoplasm; nucleus. Gene Ontology annotation, biological process: tRNA N1-guanine methylation. The record is from RefSeq and is a predicted model, not a curated record. NCBI's taxonomy places the organism in Eukaryota, Metazoa, Cnidaria, Scyphozoa, Rhizostomeae, Rhizostomatidae.
AUUCAAUAAAGCAGCUUAAUCAUGCUCGUUCCUUAAGCAUGGAGACUUUCGCUGAAAGCUGCUUUGAAUGCGUUAAUAUGCCUCUGGAAUAUGAUCAAGAGGAGUAAAAGACACAAAAAACGAGAAAAUGGUGAAUCCAUGUAUUCAAUCGUCCCAAAAAUUGACCUACCGUUUCGUUAGCGGAAUCAGACUCCUAUCAUCAAGUGUCAUUUCCCAAGGGAGAUUAAAUAAAAUGGAGCUGCACAAUCAGAAAAGGCAGAAAUUAAGAAGUGCUCUUAUGAAUGGUCAAAAGAUCGCAAUAGAUUUCAACCUCCCAAAUAUUAUGACUGACAAGGAUAGAUGGAAACUUGCCAGGCAGAUCAAGCUUCUGUAUCAUAUCAACAUGAAUUGCCAAGCUCCUGUAUCUUUAAAUUUCAUUGGUCUAAGAGAGAACACUCUCGUAAAUGCCUGUUUUAUUGAAGUCUUCAAGGAGGUUGAGGAAAUAAUUGCCAAUUUUGUAAAUGGGGAUUUAACUGUGGCAUUCCCAAAUAAAAGCUUGGUUUAUUUAACCCCUGAUGCAGAACAACCCCUUCAAUUCUUUGAUAUAAAUGAAGUAUAUAUUCUUGGUGGAUUGGUUGACUAUCAAGUUCGAAAGAAUACCACGCUGCGAAAAGCAAAAGAUUUGAAUUUACAAGCUCGAAGACUGCCUAUUCCAGAAUACAUGGAGAAGAAAGAUGGCAAUCGUUACAAUUACUCGAAAAUACUUACAAUCAAUCAAGUUUUUGAUAUUCUGUUGAAAUACCAAGAGACUCAUGACUGGAGACAAUCACUUCCAGUUGGAUUACCUGCCAGAAGAGGGUACACUCCCCGCCUUGACUAAACACAGGGAUAAAUAAAUCAACACACAUAUUUAAGUCUUCCUGGCAUUAGAGAAUCGGUGCUGGUAUCUCUUGGAAGCAAGUGCGCAAUCUGGAAGUUCAAAAGUCCUGGCUGAACACCAGAUUAAUAUUAAUUUGAAAUAAUUCCAAAACGAUUUCUAGAACCUCAUUGAGCAAAAUCUCAUGGAGCAGAAAUUUUAAAAUUUUAAGUCUUA